Molecule: messenger RNA, 963 nt
Organism: Saccostrea echinata
Lineage: Eukaryota; Metazoa; Mollusca; Bivalvia; Ostreida; Ostreidae
Exons: 1
Coding region: 1-963 (320 amino acids)
Biological process (GO): DNA integration
Molecular function (GO): nucleic acid binding
Source: RefSeq, a predicted model, not a curated record
AUGAAGCAUUUUGCCCAAGAAUUUAAAGACUUGAAUUCAAGUGAAAAUGGAGUUGUUAAAAGGUUAUCAAGAUUAGCCAAGUUAGACCCAAUUGUUCACAAUGGAGUUCUACGUGUAGGCGGUAGACUUAAGAAACUGGAUACAACUCUUAACAGUAAACAUCAAAUUAUUAUUCCCAAAGAGUCUGUAUUAGCCAGGUUAAUAGCAGAGGAAGCACAUAAAUCUGUCGGACACUUGGGAAAAAAUUCAACGCUGGCACUUAUUCGUGAGAAAUAUUGGAUUCUUGGUGUGUCAUCAAUUUUGAAGUCCAUCAUUUCCAGAUGUGUUAUAUGCAGAAGAUAUCAGGCACCUACUUUGAAACAGAAAAUGGCAGACCUUCCCAGCGAGAGACUGAAACCUGAUGACCCCCCUUUUACUCGAGUGGGAAUGGAUUAUUUUGGUCCAUUUGAGCUUAAAAGAGGAAGAAGCAUAGUAAAACGGUACGGUGUCAUAUUUACUUGUCUAUCUUCCCGAGCAGUACAUUUAGAGGUUGCCUUUUCCUUGAAUACAGACUCCUGUAUUGACGCCAUUCGAAGGCUUAUUGCACGACGAGGAAAACCAACUUAUAUAGUGUCUGAUAAUGGAACGAAUCUGGUAGGUGCUGAACGUGAGCUAAGAACAGCACUUCAUUCCUGGAAUACGAACAGCAUUUCCAGUCAAGUAUUACAGUCAGGAAUUGAAUGGAGCUUUAAUCCACCGGCUGCGUCUCACUUUGGAGGAGUAUGGGAACGCCUCAUCAGGAUAGUCAGGAAAAUCAUGUAUUCUGUUCUACAUGAACAAACAAUUCAUUUGGAUGAUGAGGGACUGUUAACCUUGUUUUGUGAAAUUGAAGCUAUUAUGAAUGGACGACCCCUUACAGAAGCUUCAGAUGAUCCGAAUGACCUUUGUGCACUUACACCAAAUCAUAUACUACUCAUGAGAUAA